AUGGAGCACGAAAAGAUGCUGAAGCCCACUGUCAGCUAUCAUCUGUUCCUGUACCGCGUCGAGUUGGCCCGUCGGAAUGCCCGGCAGCUGCGGCUUUCCCGCACCAAAAUCGAGAUCACGGACGAGCUCAUCUCCAAUACGGUGCGCAAUCUGAAGACGUGCAGCAUGGACGACCUGAAGGCGGUCAACCGGGAGCUUCUGUUCAAGCGGAAACUGCGGAGCAACGUGUCCAAGCUGAAAAAGGAGGCCAAGCGGCAGCAGCGCCAAGAGAACGAAGACAACUCGCCCAAACAGGAUUAG
Molecule: messenger RNA, 300 nt
Organism: Drosophila teissieri
Lineage: Eukaryota; Metazoa; Arthropoda; Insecta; Diptera; Drosophilidae
Exons: 1
Coding region: 1-300 (99 amino acids)
Source: RefSeq, a predicted model, not a curated record